AUGGAUUCGUUUGCCAUGGCUUUGAUUCUGUUCCUCACUGGUGUUCUUAUCGGAACUUGUCAAUCAUCUACCUGUCGUGCGCAGUGUGAUUACGACUACGUUACUGCAAGGGUUGACUGCUCCUCCCGUAAUCUGAGCUGUAUCCCCGUCAACUACCCUGACUCCCUCGUCAUGGAUCUCAGCCACAAUGACAUAUCGGUGCUGGAACCAGACGACUUCAGCGGGACGUUCACGAGGUUGGUUGAGCUGUACCUUGACUACAACGACAUAUCUGAUGUGACGUCACUGUUGGAGUCAACCGGGUUGGGAAGCCUGCAGAAACUCUCGUUAGAACACAACGCCAUAUCGGCAUUGCAGACUUCAUGUAGCCUCCACUCCCUUAUCAAUAUCUCGCUUGACUAUAACUCAUUGGUAAACAAUUUUCGGUUUCCAAACUGCAGAUCCUUGGUAUAUUUUUCGGCAAAUUUUAACCCUUUAACUGGUUUCUAUCCUCCGCCAACAUUACCAUCUACUAUCAGCUUGCAAUUCACUAAUAUAUCAGGCUUCCAUAUAACAGACAGGGAUGUCGGCACACUCUUAUUAGAUAAUAACAAAUUGUAUAGUUUUACAUUCACUGGUGACAGGGCAUAUUUAGUCUCCCUCAGUCAUAAUAAGCUGAGUACCUGUACAUUGACAGCAUCGUCCCUGUUUGAACUCAAUGUAGCAAGCAACGGAUUAAAAGGCCUUCAAUCAGUUGAUGUACAUAUACGUGGAGGAAACAACAUUAGAAAACUGAACGUAAGUAACAACUCUUUUGAUUCAUUUAUACAACCGGAUUGGGCAGAAGGGCUUCAGAUCUUAUACGCUGAUGACAACAUACUGGCCAACCUGUCCCCUACUACCCUACAAGGAUUCUUCAACCUGACGGAGCUCCAUAUAGCAAAUAAUCGACUCGUGUUCAUCUCGCCAACGGCUCUGAGUCAAAUCACUAUGCUACGGUCUCUGUAUCUCGAUGGCAACGCCCUGACGUCAUUGUUGGGUGGAAUAUUUCUCAACAAACCUGACCUAGUAGAGCUUUCCAUCACAAACAACCAACUCUCCGAGUUACAUCCGGAUUCCUUCCUCGGUCUGGACUCGCUCGAACGCCUGUAUCUCGCUGGGAAUCGACUGGUGUUCGUCAACUCGGAGAUGUUCUGGCAGAUGCCUGGCCUUACUACGAUGGAUUUCUCUCAAAACAAACUUGAAGUUGUUGAUUUCAUAAAUUGUAGCCUUCUCAGCAACUUACAGAACAUCCUGCUAGCUGACAAUUCCAUUCAUGACAUCAGUUACAUACUUGGUCAUUGCGAUAAAUUGCAAGUCCUGAACUUGAGUUUCAAUCAAAUCAGAGUGGUUCCAGUUGACUCUCUUACUGGGGGAAGCAGAGCGCUAUCCAGACUUGAGCUUGAAGGCAACCCACUUCAGUGUGACUGCCGGUUGACGGGUCUACGUGACUGGCUUCGCAACAAUCCUCCGUCUCUUCUCCCUCGAUGUCAAGGUCCACCGCAGAACUCAGGAGCAGUGGUUUCAGACUUGGACAUACAUGAUUUCAUAUGCGAUCCUCCAAAGGCCAUGACUUAUAUGAACCACCUUAACGUGAUAGUCGGUCAGACAGCGAUUCUAUCAUGCACGGCGACUGGUAUACCCAUCCCCAACAUAACAUGGCUGAAUCCCAACAGUACGGUGAUAUUAGACGAAUGGCAGGACAAAAUUUCCAUUUCAAGAGAUGUGACUUUACACAUCAUGUCAGUGGCGCUUUCUGAUCAAGGAACGUACACGUGUUUGGCCCAAAACAUCCUGGGUGAAAUUGACAGAGCUGUGGUCAAUCUGACUGUUACCGAAGAACUGAAAGUAACACACACUGGCGUCUCUUUGGUUGCGACUGUCCUCCCCAACAUGUUUAUCACCCUGAUUGUCACACUCGCUGUUGUUGCCUUGGUCAUCUCUCUCCGUCGUCGUUAUAAGAAGAAAGAUCAUGCCACCUCGGCAGCGGAAGGGGUCAGGGGUGGUUCAAGGCUAACGGUCGGUUUCCGUAAAAAUAUAUCUACAAGAUCAGACGAAGGCUACGUUAACGAUACCGUAGAGGGCGAGUAUAUCCAACCAACUUGUAAGGAGGACACAGGGGAGGAAUACGAGGUACCAUCUACGGCAGCCAGACAUCAUUCUGGAAGAUACCAGAGGCACCUCAAGGUCAUCCCAUCAGCAGAGAUGGACGAUGCCGACGUCUACGAACCAGUCAACAUCGGUGGCGAAACAUAA
This is a messenger RNA of Patiria miniata (bat star), 2274 nucleotides long. RefSeq names its product leucine-rich repeat-containing protein 15-like. NCBI's taxonomy places the organism in Eukaryota, Metazoa, Echinodermata, Asteroidea, Valvatida, Asterinidae. The record is from RefSeq and is a predicted model, not a curated record. Gene Ontology annotation, molecular function: protein binding. The coding region runs from base 1 to 2274 and encodes 757 amino acids. The transcript has a single exon.